AUGGCAGGAGGCAAGACGCGUCGGUCUUACUCUGUCUGCUCAUGCGGGGCAUGGAUCUGGACAGACAGAAUAGGGGCCCAGCGUCCUUGCUGUCAGCAGUGUGGAAAGGCUUGGCCCAAGAGCCUCUGGACCAAGCCUGCCAGAAAGGCUCCGGAGGAGGACACAGAAGUGCAGCGUACGUGGCGCCCUGGAGGGUUGGCAACGCGCCAGAAGCAGAAGGGCCAGAGGGGCAUCAAUCAGGACGGUACUGUGCACCGUGCACUGCAGUCAUUGUGGGAGAAGCUUGCUCCCGAUGUGCAGAAGGAACUGGCAAGCGCAGGGGUUAAACCCCCGGAACCUCCCAAAGAAGAUGACCUGCUCGCCUUGCUGCGCUCUCACGAGGCUGCCCUCCCACAGGAGGUUAAGGACAAAUUGCAUGAAGCUAGGGAGUAUAAGACGAGCACGCUGCGGUUGCGUGAUCUGGGGCAUAAGAAAGUUCAGCUUCAGUCUUGCAUUGAUGACACGAAGAUGAAGCUACGCAAGCAAUUGGAAUCCAUGAAAGAGUUGCUUUCCCAGAUUUCUGAAGCCCAGGCUGAAGUUGCCAAGGUCUCGGAACAGUUUAAGCAGGCUGUUUUGACGGAUCCAUCUGAGGAAGCAUCCGCUGAGGAUACCACGCUGUUGCAGCUGAUUGCUGAUGCUGGCAUCACUUUGACCCAAGAGCAGAUUGAUAAGCUGAAGUCUGUUGAGGAAGGUCAUGCCAUCAAGAAGCGCAAGCACGAUGCAAAGAGUCCUGAAGGGAUCACGUCAGCUCCGCCCGGCUUGGGGCAGCGCCAGUGCAGAGUGAGUCGCCUUUUGCAAGCAGUUUUCACUCGGAUGAGAGUUCUAGUGCAGUGUGCCACUUUUGCCGCCAGGGAGCCUACCUUCGAGGCAAGUUUCGUGGCUGGGCUGCGUCAGCGCGAAGCUGUGGCGGUCCGAGCUCGAGCCAUUUUGCUGGAUGUGGAUGUGCUGUCAGGUGUCAACUGGCACACCGCUGCACACCCUCCCAGGACCUUUGAGAAUCUCAUAAACAGCAUCGGUGAGCUCGAUCAGGCUGGUGACCAAAGGCAUGCGAUGUCCCAUCCAGUCGUUGCUGUGCGCCCUGCAGGCUGCACUCAGGCUGACCAGGUGCUUGUGCAUUCAACUUGGUUGGGCAGUGCUCUCGCUCAGUCUGGUGAUCCAGGGGUUUCGGCCCUUUGGGCCAGCUUGCUGCAAGGGUUGGAGCAUAUGUGUCAUGUGCAAGUGCUUCAAGCUGUGGAGGCCCUAGAGGCGGGCCAAUAUAUUCUUGAAGAUACCUUUCCCUGGUUUGCUGCUGAGCUUGCUGUUGAAGCCGGUGAUGAUGUUCCUUGGCACGUUGCAGCCUCGGCUAUCAGGGAUGUCAUCGCAAAUCUUAACUCCAAUGCCGAAGGAAAGAAAUUGCUGUUAGUCAGCUCCAAUGUCACCACGUGGCGCAAGUCCUUAGCAACCUUUCUUGCGGGGAUCAGUCCAGACCUCUGGCUGGUGCAGGAAACACACAUUAAGGAGGAGCAAGGGGAUUUGCUGGCCACUCAUGUUGGGGCCUUUGGCUAUCAGGCCUUCAGCUUGCCAGGUGUUGGUUUUCAGUCUGUGGUUCUGCACAUCCGGGGUGUUGAUAUCUUCCUCGUCAAUGUGUCGCUGCAAGGUGAAUUCCUUGUUGCAGGCGACUUCAAUGAAGACAUCAGUGUUCUGGUGACCACCAGUUUGGCGCAGGUUGCUCUGGCCCUCCGCCUGAUCUGGAGUCUGCCUGUAUCGGAGCAACAAUUUCGUCACCAUUCCAAAUUGUGGAUGCAGAAGCAGAGCGCAAGCUACGGUAAGUGGCUAAAGCAGGCUUCUUGUAAAGGCUUGCGUGGCCUUUUUACCAGUGUUAAAGCGGAGGAAGCUGUCCAGCUGCGCCCUUUCUUGCACCAGCCUGUGCAGGAUCGCAUCUACCUUAGGUGGAGGCAGUGGUUUGAGCUUUGGUCCGCGCCGGGUGGGGUCGAACCGGCGCUCCUCAGUGAUCUCAGGCAACGUGCCCGAAUGCAGGCCAAGGAGCUUGGGCCAAUUCCCCUAGAUCAGGCGGUUGCGGCGUUCAAGCGAGUGCCCAGCAAAGCACCAGGUAUAGACGGGUGGACUUUUGAGGUGUUAAAAAAUUUGCAGCGACCGGCUGUUGCAUCCAUCAUUUCAUUUCUUCACCACUGUGAAACUGAGGCCACUUGGCCUGCCCAGAUGCUGUUUGCACUUAUUGCCCUCCUCCCAAAAAGCGAGAAGCGGGAGAGACCAAUUGCUCUAUUGCACGUGCUUUACCGCACUUGGGUGCGCAUGAGGUGGAAAUUGGUCUCCGAUUGGCAAUUCCAGUACUGUAAAGCCGCGGUCUGGGAUAAGGCAAUGCCUGGAAGUCAAGUGCUGGACGUCGCUUUGGGACGCUUACUUAGAGGCGAGGCUGCUAGACAGUCCGGUCAGCACUUAGUUACAAUUUUCAUUGACAUGGCCCUUCUUACGUACAUGGGCCCGCGUUUUCUUCAAUCUGAAGGGUCUUUGUGCCCGGCCAUUAUUCCCACGAAGGGGGUCCUGGCUGGGUGCCCGGCCGCCCCUUCUAUCAGCAAACUUGUUGUGCACCCCAUUGCAGUUGCGGCCACUUCCAAGCGUGCGACAUCCAAUUUGGACGUAUGGAUAGAUGAUCUGUCCCUUGACUGUGUCGGUGCCUCGGCCAAACAGAUUGCCUCAGACGCUGUGCUGCUGUUUCGAAGCCUGCGUACCAGCAUCGAGGCAAAUG
Symbiodinium sp. CCMP2592 is the source of this 2785-nucleotide messenger RNA. The record is from the annotation of a GenBank genome assembly. Lineage: Eukaryota; Dinophyceae; Suessiales; Symbiodiniaceae.